CUUUUGUGGGAGUGCAAGAACAGCAGCGUUUAAAACUGAGGGGAAAUUUCCAGACUCCACUAAGACCCUCAGUAUAAGCCAGCCAGUAAAAUAUGGGAUCUGCCCAGAGGAGCUCCAUGUAUCGGAUGGUCAAGACCAAUAAAGCUGGGUCCAAGGUAGCAGUUUCAGCACCAAAAGGGUCUGAGGAUACCAACACAACUCCUCAGCGGGAACAAGGGUACAUUCUUGCCUCGAGCUCACGACAUGCUUCGGUCCAAAUGAGCCCUUCACCACAUCGAAGAUCAGAAGCUGGGCAUCUCACCACUCUCCAUUCAACAUCAGACUAUCCUCGAUCCAGCUCCCCUCAAUCAGGGACUGGCCUUGCUGGAACACCCAUCCCUCGAGGAAGUGAGACUCGAUCAAAAUCAGAAACAUACCGCCAUCCCUCUCCUCAUCGAAAGGGCCAUCAAAAUCAGAUAGCUUCCCAUGGUGUCCAGAUGCAGCGCAAUGUUAGUCCAUCCAGAGAGGAAUCAACACGAAGAGGGGUUGAGAGCAAGCCAGGGCGUGACAUGAGUAAUCGCUACUCAUUAAUCCCAGAUGCCAAAUCCUCUCGCCGGUUGAGUUUUGUGGACCAGAAGGAUAACUUACAAAUCUUACAAGAAGAUGACCCACCCUCCAAGGUCCAGUACCCACAAGGGGUCAGAAUUCGCCGUAGGACUUUAGUUUGCCCAAAGGAUGAAGCAGUACAAACUGAGCCCAUCCAAAAGGGUUUGACGGCUACGGAGAUCAGAUCUCCAAGGAGACCCUCUAGCCCAGAACAUAGCAGUGGCCGUGUCAAUGCAGACUCUCGGACAGCCCUGAGAAGGAUCCUUGGCCAGGAGUGUGAAAUGAAUCGUCCCACCUCAAUCUGUACAGAACCCAAGGCUUUGCAUAAGAAUAUGAAUGUGGAAUCAUCCCUCAGACUCUCUGUCCUUAAGGAUUUGGAUGGUGGACACCGAGUUUCUGUACGUCCAGAUCCCGAAUCUGUCCCCAGGCAUUCUGUCUAUGCGGACAUCAAGCCCUCCCCGAAGAUCUUAAUAUCAACAGAAGUAGAGUCCAACCUGAGGCCCUCAACCCGAGGAGACAGCGAGGUUGGCCGUAGGGUAACCAUCUCCCCAGGGGGACAGUUACUACACCCAGCACCCCAAGUGGCAUCUCGAGCAAUGUCUGAGAGCCCCCCCAAACCUACGUUUGUCACUCCAGAGCGCAGCUAUAAGCAGCACACCCAAAGGCUUUCAGAAAGUGUCUACAUGUCCCCAGGACCGUCCCAAAAGCCCUCUGUCCAUGCAGAACUGGAACUGACCCCUCGGCCCUUACCCCCUCGGUCCUUACCUAGGUAUGGGCCUGAUUCCUCAUGGUGGACCUUACUCAAUCCUGAAGUUGAAACACCCCAAAGCCGGCCGACAACACCUGAUUUUGAUUCUGAGUCCCCUCCUCCCCCAGAUCCUUUAUUGUCCUUUUUUGAAAUGGACUCAAGUCCUUUCUGUGAGGAAAUGAUGUUCCAGAGAGAGAAGGCAAGUCCAUCACCACCACCAGCACCAGCAACACUGCCACCACUCUCAUUACCAAAGGAGUCUCUAAAUCAGGCACUGUUGAGCGAAGUGCCACUGGCCUUCAAGCGUACCUGCAAACAACCCAUUGAAAGGUUUAGUGCUUUCUUCGUGGAUGUCUCUGAGGAAAUGUACACUCGUGUCAUCUGUUGGCUAAAAGAUGAGGAGAUCAAGUGCUUCCUGGAGGACACCGAUGACACAGAACUGAACAAGUUCGUGAAGGAUUUCCCAGGAAGCGAGAGCUGCCACCAACCAGAGGCCAAGACCUGGGGGUCCAAGCCCCAAGUCCUGGAGCCAAGGCCCCAGGCCCCGGACCUCUACCAGGAUGACCUGGAGUUCAGACCCCCCUCGUGGUCCCAGGCCUCUGACAGCCAGCAGUGCUUCUCUGCCUCCGCCCCUCUCAGCCCCUCAGCCCGGCCCCGCAGCCCCUGGGGCAAGCUUGAUCCCUAUGACUCCUCUGAGGAUGACAAGGAGUAUGUGGGCUUUGCGACCCUACCCAAUCAAGUUCACCGGAAGUCUGUGAAGAAGGGCUUUGACUUUACCCUCAUGGUGGCAGGAGAGUCUGGCCUGGGGAAAUCCACUCUUGUCAAUAGCCUCUUCCUCACCGAUCUGUACCGGGACCGGAAACUCCUCAGUGCUGAAGAGCGGAUCAUGCAAACUGUGGAGAUCACUAAACAUGCAGUGGAUAUAGAAGAGAAGGGUGUGAGGCUGCGGCUCACCAUUGUGGACACACCGGGUUUUGGGGAUGCAGUCAACAACACAGAGUGCUGGAAGCCUGUGGCAGAAUACAUCGACCAGCAGUUCGAGCAGUAUUUCCGAGACGAGAGCGGCCUGAACCGCAAGAACAUCCAAGACAACAGGGUGCACUGCUGCCUGUACUUCAUCUCACCCUUUGGCCACGGGCUCCGGCCGCUGGACGUUGAAUUCAUGAAGGCCCUGCAUCAGCGGGUCAACAUCGUGCCUAUCUUGGCCAAAGCGGACACACUGACACCUCCUGAAGUGGAGCGCAAGAAACGCAAAAUCCGAGAGGAGAUUGAGCGCUUUGGAAUCAAGGUCUACCAGUUCCCAGACUGUGACUCUGAUGAGGAUGAGGACUUCAAAUUACAGGACCAAGCCCUAAAGGAAAGCAUCCCAUUUGCUGUAAUUGGCAGCAACACUGUGGUAGAGGCCAGAGGGCGGCGAGUUCGGGGCCGGCUCUACCCCUGGGGCAUCGUGGAAGUGGAAAACCCAGGACACUGCGACUUUGUGAAGCUGAGGACAAUGCUGGUGCGUACUCACAUGCAGGACCUGAAGGAUGUGACGCGAGAGACACAUUAUGAGAACUACAGGGCACAGUGCAUCCAGAGCAUGACCCGCCUGGUGGUGAAAGAAAGGAAUCGCAACAAACUGACUCGAGAGAGUGGUACCGACUUUCCCAUCCCCGCUGUCCCACCAGGGACACAUCCAGAAACGGAGAGGCUGAUCCGAGAGAAAGAUGAGGAGCUGCGGCGGAUGCAGGAGAUGCUGCACAAAAUCCAAAGACAGAUGGAAGAGACCCAUUAGCUGGCUUUCAAUCCUGGAUAUUUAAAUCUCCUCCUCGUCCUGCCCAUGCCGGCCCCUCCCAGCACCAGCUCUGCUCAGGCCCCUGCAGCUACUGCCACUUCGCCUUACAUCCCUGCUGCCUCCCCAGAGACUCAGAGGAAAUAAAGUUUAACAAGUCUAUAGCUGC
Messenger RNA from Lutra lutra (Eurasian river otter), 3276 nucleotides. RefSeq names its product septin 4 (gene SEPTIN4). Gene Ontology annotation, molecular function: GTPase activity; molecular adaptor activity; GTP binding. NCBI's taxonomy places the organism in Eukaryota, Metazoa, Chordata, Mammalia, Carnivora, Mustelidae. Gene Ontology annotation, cellular component: sperm annulus; cell division site; septin complex. Bases 93 to 3110 code for a protein of 1005 amino acids. Gene Ontology annotation, biological process: regulation of exocytosis; cytoskeleton-dependent cytokinesis. The transcript is spliced from 14 exons. The record is from RefSeq and is a predicted model, not a curated record.